This is a messenger RNA of Didymodactylos carnosus, 1554 nucleotides long. NCBI's taxonomy places the organism in Eukaryota, Metazoa, Rotifera, Eurotatoria, Philodinida, Philodinidae. The record is from the annotation of a GenBank genome assembly.
AUGUGGUUUGAUUUUUGCAUUGAUGACACAGCUGUGACCACAAGAGAAAGAAUUGAGGAACUAUGUCAUAUAGUUUGCACAUUACUAACAUUCACUAAUUCAGAUGAAUGCGUUGAGCAUAUAAAACAGAUGAAAGGUAAAAAAAUCUUUUUAAUUAUUAAUGAUACGCGAAGUACAACAAUCCUUCAGCAAACACACUGGUUGCCACAAUUAAAGUCAAUUUAUAUUUUCUGUUCUAAUAAAGAAGAACAAGAACAAUUGUCAAAAGAUUAUAAAAAAGUACGAGUUAUUGAUACUCAAAUGGAAUCGAUUUAUCCACUGCUGAAGCAAGACAUGAUAAUAGCACAAGAAGAAGACAGUUUUCUUAAGAUAAAUAUUUUUCCUUCAUCAGCUUCAACAACAGCAAAUGAAUUAUUAGGUGGUGAUGUAAAGAAUAAACAAGAAAGCUCAUUUAUGUAUUUCCAAUUGUUAAGAGAAAUUCUACUUGAAAUAGACGAAACCGGUGAAAAUGCUAGGAAAGAAAUGAACAAAACUGGUAAAAAUGCUAGGAAAGAAAUGAAGAAAACUGGUAAAAAUGCUAGGAAAGAAAUGAACAAAACUAGUGAAAAUGCUAGGAAAGAAAUGAUUGAAUACUAUCGUCAAACAUUUGAUGGAGAUGACGAUAAACUUAAAUUCUUAGAUGAUUUUGAGACUGAAUAUCGUCCAGACCAAGCUGUAACAUGGUACACACGACAAAGUUUCCUUUACAGAACCUUAAAUCAUGCUCUUCGAGAACUAAAUGUCGAAGAUUUGUAUAAACUGCGUUUUUUUAUCAAAGAUCUACAUCAUCAAUUAUUAGAAUUAUAUUUGGAGGAGAGCAAAAAUUCUUUAAACAAAAUAGAUUUUCUUUAUCGCGGAACAGGUAUGUAUAAUAAAGACUUUCACGAUUUACAGAAAAAUUGUGGUGGCCUUUUAUCGUUCAAUAAUUUUCUAUCGACAAGUACGGAAGAAGAUGUAGCACUUGUCUUCGCGAAGGACAGCUUAGAAAAGAAGGACAUGACAGCAGUCCUCUUUGAGAUUGAAAUAGAUCCAAGCAUUCCUACUUGUCCAUUUGCUGAUAUUAGCAAAGUCAGUGAAUUCGCAGACGAAUCUGAAGUAUUAUUUUCGAUGGGUGCAGUAUUUCGAAUCGUUACGAUAAGUCUUACUGAUGGUGUGUAUAAAGUUAAGAUGAAAUUGACUGGAGAUGAAGACAAACAACUGAAAACAUUAACAGAAUAUAUUAAAAAAUAUUCUAUUGGAGAUGGUAAAUAUGGAUUAAUUAGUUUAGGGAAACUGAUGUAUCAGAUGGGUGAUUAUGACAAGGCCGAAGAUUUUUUUCGUUUAUUACUAGAGGAUAAAUCAUUGGUGAAUAAUGAUGUUCGUCGAUUGUCUGUAAUUUAUAACGAUCUUGGCGCAAUUUAUCAAGAAAAAGGUGAUUAUGAGAAUUCAUCAGUUUACCAUCGAAAAUGUCUUGAAAUCAAGGAACAUCAUAAACCACUAAAAUUAGAAAUCCCAUCAACCUUAUCCAAUAUUGGU